GCUCUUUAUAAGCUCUGGCAGAGGGUGCACUGAGAAAGUGAGUUCCCCCCAUCCGCUCCCCGCGUCCCCGCCGCUGUUUCCCGCUGCACCCCGCGCCCUCGCCCGGGCCCCGCGUCCCGCGUCCCGCUCCCGCUCCCCACCCCGCACAGCCGGCCCGCCGCCAUGGAGCGCUGGUCGUGGCCGUCGGGCGGCGCCUGGCUGCUCGUGGCAGCCCGCGCGCUGCUGCAGCUGCUGCGCUCGGACCUGCGCCUGGGCCGCCCGCUGCUGGCCGUGCUGGCGCUGCUGGCCGCGCUGGACUGGCUGUGCCAGCGCCUGCUGCCCCCGCCCGCCGCGCUCGCCGUGCUGGCCGCCGCCGGCUGGGUCGCCUUGUCUCGCCUGGCGCGCUCGCCGCGCCUGCCGGUGGCCACUCGCGUGGUGCUCAUCACCGGUUGUGACACUGGUUUUGGCAAGGAGGCAGCCAAGAAGCUAGAUGCCAUGGGCUUCAUGGUGCUAGCCACUGUGUUGGACUUGGAUAGCUCAGGCUCCCUUGAGCUGCGUGCCUGCUGCUCCUCACGCCUAAAGCUGCUGCAGUUGGACCUGACCAAGCCUGAGGACAUCAGCCGGGUACUGGAGUUCACCAAGGCCCAUACCAUCAACUCGGGCCUGUGGGGUCUGGUCAACAAUGCCGGUACCAACAAUGUGGUGGCCAAUGUGGAACUGUCUUCAGAAGCCACAUUCCGCCACUGCAUGGAAGUGAACUUCUUUGGCACACUGGAGCUGACCAGGGGGCUCCUGCCGCUGCUGCGCCGCUCCAGCGGUCGCAUUGUGACUUUGGGCAGCCCAGCAGGAGACAUGCCAUUCCCAGGUCUGGCAGCCUAUGGAACCUCCAAAGCAGCCAUGGGGCUGCUCAUGGAUUCUUUCAGCUGUGAGCUCUUGCCUUGGGGGGUCAAGGUCAGCACCAUCAAGCCUAGCUGCUUCAAGACAGAGUCAGUUUUAAACGUGGAUUACUGGGAGGAGCGUAAGCAGCUGCUGCUGGCCACCAUGUCCCAGGAGCUGCUACAGGACUACGGUGAGGACUACGUGGAGCACUUACACAAGGCAUUCCUGCAGUCGCUAAGCCUGGCUGUGGCAGACCUCAGCCCCGUCAUAGAUGCCAUCACAGAUGCGCUGCUGGCAGCUCAGCCUCGCCACCGCUACUACCCAGGCCCAGGCAUGGGGGUUAUGUACUUCAUCCACUACUACCUGCCAGAGGCACUGAGGCGCCGCUUCCUUCAGUCCUUCUUCAACAAUCCCUGUCUGCCAAGGGCACUGCGGUCUGGCCAGCCUGGCCCUACUCCUGUCCAGGAGGCAGGUCAGGGCCCAGACCUGAGCCCUACCCCCAGGGUGGCCUGAUGAGCUGUGUGAAUGUAGCCUAGUUGCUCUGGCAAUGGAGGUCCUGUGAGCUCUUAACUUUCGCUGGAUGCUGGCACCGGCCAGUCUGCCCUAUAGUCUAGCCUGAAGAGCCCUAUCUCAGCCUACUGCCCAUGACACAAGCCUGGCGAGGCUGAGCCUUCCCAGUGAGCCUCUCUACUGCUUCCUGAGCCCAAACAGACCCUCUUGGGCACAAGACUCCAUUGAAUAACUUGGCUAACCCAGCUGGAUGGGGAGUUGAGAGGACUUAACUUCUGACAGGAUCCUGCAGGCAGUACCUCUGCAAAGUAAGGUGUAUCUCAGCAGGUUGGGGAUACCCUCUCCCCCCCACCCCCACCUCAGCACUCUUUCUCAGCAUCAGUGCUUCAGUGCUGCAAUUUGAAGGGUGAAUCUCAACUGUUUCUUGACUGGCUCAAGAAUUAGGACCCUGACCACCUAUCCAAAGCCUCCCAAACAACAGAGGGUUACCAAUGCUAUUUGUCUGAUUGCUACUUUUUAAAUAAAGCUCUAUUUCUCCUAGAA
Molecule: messenger RNA, 1911 nt
Organism: Erinaceus europaeus (western European hedgehog)
Lineage: Eukaryota; Metazoa; Chordata; Mammalia; Eulipotyphla; Erinaceidae
Gene: HSD11B2
Product: hydroxysteroid 11-beta dehydrogenase 2
Exons: 5
Coding region: 163-1371 (402 amino acids)
Molecular function (GO): oxidoreductase activity
Source: RefSeq, a predicted model, not a curated record